GCGUCGAUGCUAACGGCGUUAGCGCCGGGUGGGACCGCUGUUUCGACUCAAUUCAGAUCAGUGCGUCUUCGUUUUCGACUGCGGACUGACAUCAGUAUGAAUAUUGAUUAAUUAUCUGUCUUCGAUGGAAUAUUCGCGCAGGAUAUUGAUAGGUUAGUCAGUGCUUAUUUGCUUGUUGGAGCUAGCCGGGCUAGCCAGCUAACUGCGCUGCUGGCCCACAGCUGGGGUGCGGACUGACUGCGGGGGACGCAAGGGGAGACCAAUGACCGAGGAUCAAAACAGAGUAUUAUAUUGAAGUUUAAUGCUCUGUUUAAUGCCAGCUCGCUGUUAGUUAGUCUUAGUUUCAAAAAAAGAGUUCAGACGAGCCACAUAAUAGAGGUGGUGAGUUGGCUUCGCCCAGCUAUGCCAAGUGCCAAUUACUGAGAGGGCAGUCUGAGCUCCACUAGCUUUCUCCAGAGGACUUGGCUUUGUGCAAUAGUUUAUUUAUUGCUGGAUUAAGUAAAUCAAAAAAGCAAGAAUGGCUACGGCUAGCAGCAUUGCUGCCUCGAUUGCGAGUAAAACGAAAACGAAGAAAAAACACUUCGUGGCUCAGAAAGUCAAGCUGUUUCGUGCCAGCGACCCUCUGCUUAGUGUGCUGAUGUGGGGAGUCAACCAUUCGAUAAAUGAGCUGAGCCAUGUUCAAAUCCCCAUCAUGCUGAUGCCUGAUGACUUCAAGGCCUAUUCUAAGAUCAAGGUGGACAACCAUCUAUUUAACAAGGAGAAUAUGCCAAGCCAUUUUAAAUUUAAAGAGUAUUGCCCUCUGGUUUUUCGAAAUUUGAGAGAGAGGUUCAGCAUCGACGACCAGGACUUCCAGAACUCUCUGACCCGCAGUGCGCCCCUGGUCAGCGAGGCUCAAGGCCGCAGUGGCGCUCGCUUCCACACCUCCUACGACAAGAGGUACGUCAUCAAGACCAUCAGCAGCGAGGACGUGGCCGAGAUGCACAACAUCCUUAAAAAGUAUCACCAGUUUAUUGUGGAAUGUCACGGUACCACUCUUUUGCCUCAGUUUCUGGGUAUGUACCGCAUCACUGUCGACGGAGACGAAACCUACAUGAUCGUUACCCGCAACGUCUUCAGUCACCGUUUGUCUGUGUACAAGAAGUAUGACCUGAAGGGAUCUACUGUUGCUAGAGAGGCCAGUGACAAAGAGAAGGCCAAGGAGCUGCCCACAUACAAAGACAAUGACUUCAUCAAUGACGGCCAGAAAAUAUACAUUGAUGAGGAAAACAAGAAGAUUUUCCUUGACAAGCUGAGGAAGGAUGUAGAAUUCCUGGCCCUGCUGAAGCUGAUGGACUACAGUCUGUUGGUGGGGAUUCACGAUGUGGAGCGGGCAGAGCAGGAAGAGGUAGAGAGUGAGGAUAAUGAAGGAGAUGAUGAAGGAGAGAGUGAUGGAGGGAUUGUGGGAACCCCCCCAGACAGCCCCAGUAACACUCUGGACAGCACCAAGCCCCUGUCGCCUGGAGACUUUGAUCCCACCAUCGACGUCUACGCUAUUAAGAGCCAUGAAAACUCCCCAAGGAAGGAGGUCUACUUCAUGGCUGUGAUCGACAUUCUGCAACAUUAUGAUGCCAAGAAGAAAGCAGCUCACGCAGCCAAGACAGUCAAGCAUGGAGCUGGGGCGGAGAUUUCCACCGUGAACCCGGAACAGUACUCGAAGAGAUUCUACGACUUCAUCACCACCAUCCUGCCCUAACCUGGGGCAGAGCCAAGCAGAGUCCAUGGGGUCAAAGAGGGAUGCUAAGGGAGGGGUGCUGAAAUGUGCUCACUCCUUCCGUGGCAGGGGUCACCCUUACAGCAGCUACAACCACCAUUCGUUUACAUUUUUCAUUUUUCUUUGUUUUUUUUUGUUUUUUUUUGU
Messenger RNA from Colossoma macropomum (tambaqui), 1897 nucleotides. RefSeq names its product phosphatidylinositol-5-phosphate 4-kinase, type II, alpha a (gene pip4k2aa). Gene Ontology annotation, molecular function: phosphatidylinositol kinase activity. Lineage: Eukaryota; Metazoa; Chordata; Actinopteri; Characiformes; Serrasalmidae. Gene Ontology annotation, biological process: phosphatidylinositol metabolic process. The transcript has 10 exons. The coding region runs from base 518 to 1732 and encodes 404 amino acids. The record is from RefSeq and is a predicted model, not a curated record.